AUGAAUCGUGCGGCUGUCAUUAUUGUUACUUUCAUUUUUUGUCAAUUUAAUCGGAAAUUAUUUGCAAUUAGUUGGUUCAAAAAUGAAGAGGAUUAUUUGCAAAAAUGUAGCUUUGAAACUUAUUUACAACAACAACAAGGCUAUUACCGCAAAUUUAAAGACUUGCUACCAUGGUUCAAGUCCGAUAUAUUGAUGACAACAAUGAUUCGCCAAUACCUGCUCGACUGCUUUCCAGCUGAUGAAAGAGCUAAUGAUCCUACCGCAACAAUUGAUUUCUCUGAACUUAGUUUCCCAGAUUACUACGAAACAUCAAUGCCACUCGGAUUAUUUCGAAUUAAUCAAGCAAUUCAGAACUUUUCCAUUCCUAUAAAAGAUAAAAUUACCAUAAUGCCAGAUUACAUCAACCAAUAUAAGGAAGUUUUAGCAAAUGAGCAACAACGUGCAGGCUAUAUCAUUCAUAAGCGAUUAUACUUUAGAAAUCUUGUCCAUCUAGGUAAUGAGUAA
Messenger RNA from Brugia malayi, 504 nucleotides. RefSeq lists its product as uncharacterized. The transcript is spliced from 5 exons. The coding region runs from base 1 to 504 and encodes 167 amino acids. The record is from RefSeq and is a predicted model, not a curated record. NCBI's taxonomy places the organism in Eukaryota, Metazoa, Nematoda, Chromadorea, Rhabditida, Onchocercidae.